This is a messenger RNA of Linum trigynum, 5426 nucleotides long. The record is from the annotation of a GenBank genome assembly. Lineage: Eukaryota; Viridiplantae; Streptophyta; Magnoliopsida; Malpighiales; Linaceae.
GCCCAUGCUCGACCUACAUAUAAUAUAACUUAUUUAGAUGCUAAAUUGCUAAUGCACCCUUUAUUCCUUAUUGGCUACUCGGAGUUGACCUUGGAGCAAACAAAGUGUUAACACAACUCUUUUUUUAACUACUACAAUCAUCUUAUGCACUAGAACUACUAUGACGAGGUUCUUUAAUUUUGGCUUUGAUAGCUUUAGUUUUCUUCUUAUUAGCUUCUUUAUCAGUCACAUUCUUCAACUAGUUUUGACGAACAUCAUAAUGCACCUUUUGGCAUACAGUAUUAUCCCACUAAUUCCAGCUGGAUGUUUUUCAUUCAAGUGAUUACAGAGAACCCUAAUCAAACGCACAUAAAAUGAGAUUUCUAAAAUUAAAACCUUAAAUCAACAAAUUCACCACUACAUUACGAUAGUUUAUGUAUUACAACCUUAUAUUUAAACCUCUUUUUAUAUAUUUUUGUGCAAUUUAGAUGGAUAUGGAUGAUUUAUAUUUGGAUAAAGUGAUAUUUUAAUAUUAAAUUUUAAUAAGUGUAAACAUUUUGUUGUGGACAUUAUAUAUUAUAUUCAAAUUUGAAUUUUUUUCGGUAAUUAACUUGAAUUUUUUUUCUUAUUGAUAUAAUGUUAUAUUUUAUUUGAAUAUGAAUGUUGAAAGAUUGUUUAGACUUAAAAUAACUUAGAUAUAUACAAAAUAAUAAUAAAAAAUUAUUUAUUUGGACUAAAAUGAGUUGAAUUUAUUAAACUACUAACCCUUAACUCCCUUGGUCAACCGGGGCAAUGGUUGAAACCUGGUUGAGAUUUGAGAACCUUGCAAAAUACACAUCCGUAGAGCAACGGCGGAGAUCGGUGAGACCCUGAGAGGCGGCUAGUGAAUUGGGCUGAGAGUUACACUGUAGACAAAGCUUGGGCUCCGUUUCUUAACAUAUCAAACUAACUGGGCCUGAUAAUACACAGAAAAAGAGUAGCGGUUCUAGUUCUACCUCGUUGCUUGAGGAUUAGGGUUUUGGAUUUGUUUGUCACCGAGCUCCCAACCAAGCUAAUUCACACAGAGCGGCGCAGCAGUUUUCUCCGGCAGGAAAAGCAACCAUGGGCCACCAAAACGUCUGGAAUUCUCACCCCAAGACCUACGGUCCUGGAUCUCGGGCUUGGUUAGUCAUCUUCUUCCCAUGUCUUUCUUCUUCUCGGUUUCUAGAUCCGUCUCUGCUUCGUUUGCAGUUGUUCGGCUCUCCGAUUUGGGUUUCGUCACUGAUGAUAAGGGUUUUCGUUCAUUGAUCCUUUAAAGUAAAUGGAUUUCGAAUUUGCUUUGCAGACCUAAUUUGAUUGACAAAUAUGUUUGUGGAGAUGUAUGAUGUAGCUGUUAUCUUAGCCCUCAAAGAAUCCUGUAAACAUGUUUAGAGAUAUCAGAAAGGGCCUCAUUCCAUUUUGUGCAACAAUUUUUCGCUUAAGACCUCGCAGUAUUCCUGAUGGGUAGAUGGCUGGCUGGUGGAUGUUGUAAUCUGUUGUUUACAGUUUUGUCGAAUUUCUGUUCCGUAUUGGUGUGCUGCAGCUGAAGUCUAGAUUGACCGUUAAGUGAAUUUGCUUUGAUUAAUGUUUAGCUGCUCCAAGGGACGGUGUAAGACUUCCCUCCUGAAUUGGGAAUGUGCUUGAUGUACCAUUUUUUUUUUUAACUCUGCUUCCUUGGUUAUGUUCUGGACAGCCGUGUCUGUGGCAACCCUCAUGCAAUCAUCAGGAAGUACGGGCUCAUGUGCUGCAGGCAGUGCUUCCGCAGCAACGCCAAGGAGAUUGGUUUCAUCAAGGUAAAAAGGCAGAAGAAUCCUUCUGCUUUUGGUUUUGGAUGGAUUGUUUUCUUUUUCAUCUUAAUGUUUUGUCUCCUGUAAUCGGUGAAAGAACUAGUUAACUGUUGAAUUCAUUGUUUCAUCAUUUUUACAGUCUUACUGAACCCUAACUAUGUCAUGUUUUCCCCCUUCUUACCAGUACCGUUGAGUGGAAUUGGAGCCUUUUUUUAUUGCUGGAUGAGUUUCUUAACAGAGCUUGCUGGCAAUGGAGACGUUGACCUACCUCACAGCUGCUUGGCUUCAGUUUUCAAGUGAUCUAUCUAAUCCUGAAGACAAAGAUAAUUUUGUUUGGUUAUGAUCAUGUUGAACUAGAUUGUCACUUUCCUUUUUUUUUAGUGAAAUUUAAUUGAGAACCAACCUACUUUUGGUAUCCGUCUGGAUCAAUCUGCUGACUGCCAUUGGAAUCGUUUCUGGCCUGUGGUCGAGGUGUUGUUUGUUACAGCUUUUCAAAUUCCUUAUUAUCUUGUUGGAGUUGGGCGCUGGCUUGGCUAUGGAUUCAGCUAAGUCACUUUUUGAACCUUUCAUCGUGGUUGGCUUGCAAUUAUACAGCGGUGGACGAAACCGCUAAGUCAAAAGAUGGGCUGGUUGGUAUGUGCAAAUGGAGGCCACAGGCAAGCGCUUGUGUGGAUUUUGUCACCGAGCUACAGUGGAAUGUGAACGAGAGGAAAUACAUAUGGAUUAGGGUUUUGGGAGAUCAAAGUGUAAAUUGAUUGAAAUUAACCUUCAUUUGGUUCAACAUGUUGUGGUACUUCUUCCAACUAUAGUAUAAACAUGUGAUUGACUUUGUGUCACGCAGGAACUGGGACAUUAAUCAACAAUACAAGAAAGACAACGAUGGCUAAGAAAGUAAAGAAUGCACCAAUUUACGUGGUUCACUAACAUAACGUGUUUUAGCUAGUCCAUGGGCGAGAGAGAGCCAGCUUCACUAUACUUGGGGAGAUGCAUAUUAAUUACAGAAGAGUAUGAGAAGUAUUUAUAGUACUUAUCCAACAAAACCCCCCCAUGACUUUCAGUCAAUGGCAGAUAACUCGAUUCAAGUCAUAUUAACAAACUCAUUGACAUAAUGUGAUAACCUUUACAGAAAACCAUCAAACAAUCUCAUCACGAAAUCGUAUUGGUCGAAUAUUAAGCUUGUACGGUUCAUACUUUUAAUUUUUGAAAGAGACUCGGUUGGCCGAAUUCAUGGCUACUUAUAUGCCAGGGAACCAUCACUUUAGGCUGGAUUGUUCAAUAUUAGCGGUUAAAACAGUAAACGUUGUUCCUAAAUCCUUUAAAAAAAACAGAUAAUCUUGUUCCUCAUGUUUUGGACUACAGAUCGAAGUUGUUUGUGCGAGUGUUGUCAUGUUCAGCUAGCUACAGCAACGAUAUUGUUGAAACUGACAGAAGCUAGAGCAAUAUAAUAUUUCUUUGUGAAAGAAAAUGAACAACCUUAACUCAUCGAUCAAGCUGAUGAGAUCCAAGAGUUUGGACGUGUCUGAAAGUAGAACAGCCAGAGAGAUUUGCUUUGUGAUUUUGUCUUCAUCAUCAGCUAGCCCUCUGUUUCUGAUCUUCUUGUGCCAAGUUUUGACCCAUUCCCUUUGUCUUUCGUGUUACAUGCCAAGAUCUGCACUGCAUGGUUACCGGCCAGUUGGUUUGUGCAUGGCUCUUCUUCUCUUGUCAAUGAGAAAGCUACUUGUCACCUUUUGACUACUGAUCAUCGGUAAUAUCUGGAUUAAUUGUUUGUUUAAGAAACGAUAAAAGUGCAAUAAAAACAGAUGUUGAUGUGUUGUCAAACUGUAUUAACUACCUAACUAACUAAACCACCAGUGUUUGAUGUGCAGAUCGAUCAGUAGAUUACACAAAGAUUUGUCUCUCUCACUCAUGGAUUAUUAUUGCCGGUAUUUGGUUUUAUUUUUUGGUGUUUAUGAAAAGACAUUAUUCUUUGAUUUAUUUAACUUAUUUGUGAAAUAGACUUUUACUAGUCGAUAAACAAAAAAGUCUUCGCCAGGGUACAGAAAAUAGGACUAAUUUUCAACAAAUAACAAUAAUAUUAAAAAGAACUAUCACUUCUUAGGGUAUCACAAACGGCCUCCAAAGGAUUGAACUCUCUGUGGCUGCAGACACUUUUCAAAAUGUUACGUAGCCAGCAAAUUACGGUGAAGCGCUUAUCAAAGGUUCAUGGAUUUGACUAGAGGUGGCUAUUUCAAUCCAAUCCACCAAUCCAAUCCAUCAAUCCAUUAAAAAUAUCCACCUAAUCCAAUCCAUUUAAAUCCAAUCUAUUUGAUCCAAAUCCAAUUGGAUUGGUGGAUUCAUGGAUUGGAUCCAUGGAUCAUUAGCAAAUUACGAUUUAGUACCUAUAAUUUUUAUUUUUUACAUUUUGGUACCUAAAAUUUAAAUUUUUAUACAAAAAAUAUCAUUGGAAAAUUACGUUUUGGUACCUAAAAUUUUUCAUUAUGACAUUUUAGUACCUAAACUUUUUACAUUUUACAUAUUGGUCAUUGAUUGAGGAUGUCAUUUGGAUUCAUGGAUAAUCCACCAAUCCACUUGAUCCAAUCCAUGAAUCCACCAAUCCAUUAGAUCCAAUCCGUUUGAUCCAUGGAUCCACCAAUCCAAUCCACCAAUCCACCAAUCCAAUCCAUUUGCCACCUCUAGAUUUGACCCUUGCUCAAAUUUUCAUCUCAUAUAAGCACUACCAAAUUAAAAGUUAGCUAUCGGUUACUUGGUUUACAAGUUAAUCAUUAAUCGCCCCAGUCAAAUUAUUAAACAAGCAACCAAUACAAUCGCCAUGAUAACAGUCAUAGUCAGCCAUUAAAUUUAGAGGUACAUUAUUUUUCACCAAUAAAAUCACUAUUUACCCUAACUUUCCAAAAAAUCUCUAGUUAUAUUAUUUAUAUAUCUGAACUUCUAUUUAACGAACUAAGUUUUUUUUUUUUUAAAUUUUGCCCUAAAAUGUAUUGAAUGGAUACUUUUGCCCCUAGCUCUAAUUUGUAACGAAAAAACCUAAAGUCCUAAACCCUUGCCCUCCUUGCUCCCCACCCCAAACUAGACCCAAUCGCCACCUCCCUGUCAAUACUCGCCGAACAAUGAAGAGAAAUAACUAAUAACUAGCUUUUACUCGGCCUUUGGCCGAAUGGGUUUCGCUUUAUUAUUUAUAUUGGUUAAUUUAUAAUUAUAUUUAAAAUAUUAACCCGAUUCGUUGGUCGGAUAAAUUUUAUUUUAUUUUAAUAAAUCUGUUCAUGUUUUUAAAUAAGUUGAGGUUUCUAAAAUAGUUAAUUCAUUAUUUCAUAGUAAUUUAUAUGUUAUUUGUUGAUUAUGACAUUACCGAUAAUGAGUUAAUAUGUACUUUUUUAUCAAGUCCCCCUAGUUUACUGUUGUGUAUUUUUUUCAUAUCUUAGAAGAAAUUUGUGGACUUUUUAUUAUCGGAUAUGAAGUUGGAGUUGAAAGAAAAUAUGUCAUCUAGAAUGGUAGGAAUUGAAGAUAUAUAAAAAUAUCAAGAGAAUAACGAAAAGAUUAUGCCUAGAAAUCUCAAAUAUGGAAGAAUACGAAAACAUAAUGCUUAUUGUAUAAAUUAUUAUAAUUUAGUGUACAGGCUUGAUUGAAUAAUAAGUGGAGGCUCUU